Messenger RNA from Chaetomium strumarium, 541 nucleotides. RefSeq lists its product as uncharacterized. Bases 51 to 437 code for a protein of 128 amino acids. NCBI's taxonomy places the organism in Eukaryota, Fungi, Ascomycota, Sordariomycetes, Sordariales, Chaetomiaceae. The record is from RefSeq and is a predicted model, not a curated record. The transcript is spliced from 2 exons.
GCUAGGUUGGCCCAUCCUGACUGUCGCACUAUUAUAUCUGUUGGCGUUCAAUGGCUGGGGUGUGCUGCAGUCCCGGUGUGCUGUUUUCCGGGGUCUCCCUCCAGCUGUGCCUAUUGCCUGCACCAGCAUGCCGUCCAAUGAGAAACGCGAAAAGCAUGUUUAGGGUCCCGAGCCUCUGGGCCAUCCUUUCGCUGCGUGCCACCGGCGGCCGCAAGUUGCGGCGCAGGGCCGAGCCGUCAGGCCGAACGCGCAUGGAUCAAGGGUUGGAGUCCGUUGGUCAGGUCAAGGCCGAUGCGAUGCUGCAGUCGUCUGCUGCGCCGCGCUUGUUAGUCGACGAGAGCCGGAAGCAGAAGUGCUCGCCGCAGAGAAUCCCAUGGGGUUAUGAUCGCAAAACACAAUUCUACUCAGAGUCGAGGACACCUCGCAUUUCGGUUUAAAGUGCUGACAGCCCGGGGAAAGUCAUGACUCGUGCCACAUAUUGCUAGCACCAACGCACCGGCAGGAUGGGUCAGCCAAGCUAGCUUCAAACGUUGAGAGCAAC